AUGGAGUUGUGUGGAUCGAUAGCUCGGCCUCCUGCGGGGAGCUCAUUAGACCAGAUCAUUGGCCCCAGAAACAUCGCAGAGCGACGAGGGUCCAGAAUUUCAUCACCACAGUGCUCUAGCAGAACCCCUAUCUGUAGCCGUGCUCCGAUCUGCCAUCAGAGAGCCGUACGGAACGUUGGGGUCUCUAGCACCAAACUGAACAGCAGCAGCGGAUUAGAGAAUCAGCGGCGAGCUUCCGUCCCAGGGAACGGCGCAGCCAGCAGUCCGGAAAUGCCAAGCAUGAGCACGGUCGAGAUGGAGGUGCUUUCAGAUUCAGACUCGGAAGAGUUUUUCGCCAGCGAGGCUGACGACGAUCCUGACCGUCCAUCUCGAGGGCUCAACUCCAUUGCCGAAGCCAUUGAAGCCAUCCGACGGGGCGAGAUGGUGGUGGUGGUGGACGACGAGGACAGGGAGAACGAGGGCGAUCUGAUCAUGGCGGGCGCGCUCACAACAGAGGCGGACAUGGCCUUCAUCGUCAGGCACUGCAGCGGGCUCGUGUGUGUGGGCGUGGCGGGGGCUGUGCUGGACCGCCUGGAGCUGCCCUUGAUGGUUCGGAGCCAGGAGAAUGACGAGGCACUGAGGACAGCUUUCACUGUGUCUGUGGACCUGAAGCUGGGAACUACAACGGGCAUAUCGGCGUCAGACCGGGCAAAAACAGUGAGGGCGAUGGCAGACUACUCGAGUGAGCCUUCAGACUUCCGCAAGCCCGGCCACAUCUUCCCCCUGCGCUCCAGAGAAGGUGGAGUGCUGAAGCGAGCAGGGCACACAGAGGCAGCAGUGGAUCUCUCAGUGCUGGCUGGCCUUCCCCCUGUGGGAGUGCUCUGUGAGAUAGUGAACGACGAUGGGACCAUGGCCCGCAUGCCUCAGCUCAAGGUCUUUGCCCGCCAGCACAACCUCUGUCUUAUCUCCAUCGAGGACCUAAUCAGGUACCGGCGCAAGAGGGAGAAGCUGGUGGAGCGAACUGCAGUGGCCCGCCUGCCCACCCAGUGGGGUGUGUUCAACAUCUUCAGCUACAAGUGCAAGCUGGAUGGCAUCGAGCACGUUGCCAUGGUCAAGGGCGAGAUCGGCGAUGGGGUGGAUGUGUUGGUGCGAGUGCACUCAGAGUGCCUCACGGGAGACAUCUUUGGGUCAAGGCGCUGUGACUGCGGGCCACAACUGGAGCAGGCUAUGAAGAGGAUAGAAGCGGCGGGGAGGGGCGUGUGUGUGUACCUGCGCGGGCACGAGGGGAGGGGUAUCGGGCUUGGACACAAGCUUCAAGCAUACAACCUGCAGGACAUGGGCCGGGAUACAGUGGAGGCUAAUGUGGACUUGGGCUUUCCAGCUGAUUCCAGGGAAUAUGGCAUUGGCGCGCAGAUUCUGCGCGACUUAGGAGUCAGGACAAUGCGGCUGAUGACCAACAACCCCGCCAAGUACAUCGGACUGAAGGGCCACGGGCUGGCAGUCACUGGCCGGGUACCCGUGCUCUGCCCCAUCACCCCUGAAAAUCGGGCAUAUUUGGAGACCAAGAGGAAGAAGAUGGGGCACAUCUAUGGGUCGGACAUGCCUGGGAGCAUUGCAGGGCUACUUCGAGAGGAGGAGGCUGCUAGGCGUGCACAGCAGCAGCAAGAGGAGGAGGAGAACAAGGAAGGGCAGGAGAGGAAGCAGGGGCAGAGUGACGGGCAGAUGAAAGGGCAGGUGAAAGGGCAGGGAGAGGGGAAGGAGGAGCUGCUGUUGCGUCAGCUGAAUGGGGCAAGUGUGGGAGGCGAUGGAAGCCCUCUAGAUAACACUGCAUUCAACACUCCGGAAGAUUGGAGCUAG
Messenger RNA from Closterium sp. Yama58-4, 1836 nucleotides. Lineage: Eukaryota; Viridiplantae; Streptophyta; Zygnematophyceae; Desmidiales; Closteriaceae. The record is from the annotation of a GenBank genome assembly.